AUGGUGGAGGUGCAACAUAAGCCAUUCAUGACUAUAAAUCGAAAGUUGACUGAAGUGCAUGAGAAAUUCAUUCUUGAUUGUUCAAGGGCUAAUAUCGGCCCCACGUUGACUUUCAAAUUCCUGAAAGAGGUAUUGGGAGGCUACCAAAUGGUGGGGUGCACCGUUGGGGAUAUACGUAAUGCAUCUCGAGACAUUAAAGCUUACGCUCAAGGUUAUGAUGUUCAGAUGGUUUUGGACGAGAUGCGUAGGAAGAAGGAACUAUAUGAUGCAUUUACAUAUCACUUUGAAGUUAAUAGUGAAAAUCAGUACUGUAUGAUUUUUUGUCCAUUUACUAGUAAGGAUAAUCAUGGGAGACCUGUUACAUUCGCUGCUGGUCUAGUUUCGAAUGAGAAGACAUGUGCAUUUGCUUGGUUGUUUAAACAUUUUAUUGAGUGCAUGGGUGUCGCACCCAAGAUGAUGGUCACAGACCAAGAUUUGGGCAUGCGGUCAACUAUUGAGGAAAUUAUAGUUGGCACUAGACAUCGGUGGUGCAUGUGGUAUAUAAUGCACAAGCUUUCGUUCAAAGCUCCGAAGAGGCUCCUCACAGAUGAACAUUUCAAGAAGGAUUUCCAUGCUUGUGUGUGGUCCGAAUUACACGAACCGGAGGAGUUUGAAGAAAUGUGGGAUGCAAUUAUUGUAGAAUAUGGUCUAGAAAAUCCUCGAUUAAAUCUUGCUGAAUUCUAUUUGAGUUUCAAUAAUGCGUUGGAAUCUCAACGUCAUUCUAAUGCAAAGCUGAACUAUGCAGAUUCUACUCUUGUGCCAAUUUUGGCCACUGACCAGCCUUUCGAAAAGCAUGCAUCCACAUUGUUUACCGACUCUAUGUUCAGGAGAGUGCAGGAAGAAAUUGUGGAGGGUUGUAACAGAUGUCGGAUUGUUGGUAUGUCAUCCGAAGGUGUGAUUGAUUGCUAUAAAGUAGGUGAUAGCCACCGAAACACAUUUGUUGUGACGCAUGACAAGACGGACCAGUCUUACGUGUGCGAAUGCAAGUUGUUUGGCAGGUGGAUGAAGAUGGCAAAGGCUGUACAUGGAUACACGGCUAAUGUGUUUCAAAACACUGAUGCCCAAGAUGAGAAAUUGAUUUUAUCAAAUGAAUUGCGCGCUUUUUCUGGUGGUAUGAGAGAUCUGAAGACUAGUAUAGACACUGAUUCUCCACCUAUAUCUGCAGUUGAAAAAAGACGGAUGGUUGAAGAGUUUUAUGGAAUGGUCAGACCACAAGUUGUUGAAGUUCACCCUCCUGACGUUAUCCAAACAAAGGGGUCAUGUAGUACAAAUAGCAAGCGUAUAAUUUCAAAGAGGGAGAAGGCUAUAAAAGAGUACAAUAGACCUUUGAGGAGAUGUAUGAAUUGCCUAGAGAUGGGCCAUCACGAUUCCCGGAAUUGCCCAGAAAACGUGAAUGGUAAGGGCAAGGAGAAAUGCUGA
Molecule: messenger RNA, 1458 nt
Organism: Salvia hispanica
Lineage: Eukaryota; Viridiplantae; Streptophyta; Magnoliopsida; Lamiales; Lamiaceae
Product: protein FAR1-RELATED SEQUENCE 5-like
Source: RefSeq, a predicted model, not a curated record